Homalodisca vitripennis (glassy-winged sharpshooter) is the source of this 8499-nucleotide messenger RNA. It is a transcript of the gene sinu, whose product is annotated as transmembrane protein 182. The record is from RefSeq and is a predicted model, not a curated record. Gene Ontology annotation, cellular component: membrane; septate junction. The coding region runs from base 242 to 910 and encodes 222 amino acids. The transcript is spliced from 4 exons. NCBI's taxonomy places the organism in Eukaryota, Metazoa, Arthropoda, Insecta, Hemiptera, Cicadellidae. Gene Ontology annotation, biological process: septate junction assembly; regulation of tube size, open tracheal system.
UCACUUCUCAUGGAAGUAGACGGUGGAACAACGGAGUAAAGUGAAACAAAUGGGCGUUCCCGUUCCAUUUCAUUAUUUCAUUUUGUUUUUACUUUGGAAACGUAAACAAGAGUGUUAAAAGUGUUUAUACAGUUAUUUUAUUAAAAAAAUAUUACAUUUAGUCUAAUUUAUGAUCACACACAAUAGUAAAUAAUACUGAAAUCAAGUUUUCCUAUUCUGUUUUAUUUGAAGAUAUUUCAGGAUGAAGAGGAGAAGUUUAGCAGGUAAUGUUGGCGUGGGAAUAUUUGCUCUUGCAUUCGUUUCAAUAUUUGUUGCAUUCUUCUCUGCAUCAUGGUUGGUGAGUGAUGACCGCAUCACAGGAGCCAAAUUACAAAGACUAGGACUAUGGACUCACUGCUUUAGGUCCUUACCUGAUCCACAAGAUGAAUACCAGCGAAGAUUUUUUGUUGGUUGUCGUUGGAUAUUUGACCCUUUCACUACUGGGUAUGACCAAAUCAGAGGUUACCUUAUGCCAUGGUUUAUAAUAUGGACACAGUUCUUUUUUACUUUGGCAUUCCUAGGAAUUCUUGCCAGUUUUAUUCUUGUGCUUCUGUUCUUUUUGUGUUUUGGUCCUGACCAGACUCGAUUCGUUCAACUUAUCACAUUGAUUGGAGGGAUUCUGCUGGGUGUUGGUGUGUGUGGAGGACUGGCUGUUAUCGUAUUUGUGUUGUUUGCCAACAGAAGCAACUGGAUGCCUGGUCAUUCAAACAACUUUUUCGGGUGGUCGUUUGCUCUAGCAGUGGCUGGUGUAAUUGAAGCAUUAAUUGCUGGGACUUUAUUUAUGGUUGAGGCAAACAUUCAAAAAAAGAAAAGAACCUAUAUGAAGGAAUCUCAAACUAGAUUUGAGAUGGAACAGGAGACCAAAGCUUAAGAUCUUCAAGACUUUCUUUGUAAAAGACUGGGCCUUGUCUUUCUGUAGGUCUUCAUUUCUAGAAAGUCAUUGUGUCAUACAGUGCAAUUUGACUUUUUAUACAAAUUUUUAAAUCCUUCUUAAGUUUAUGUGCACAAGCAACAAGUACCUAGAUUUUUAGAAGGGAUAUAUACACAAACAUUUUUUUAUAUACUAAUUUUUAAAAUUAAAUACAAAACUAGGUUUUAUAAAGAAAAUAAAAUAUUAAUCUUUAGUUUUCUCUAAUUAAUAGUGUGAGAAAUGAAGCAUUAACAAUUUAAAGCAAACAUGUUUUUGUAACUUUAUAUACCUGUUACAGAUUGAUUGAUUGAUAACAUGAUGUAAAAACUAACUUGCCAAAUCUUCCAAUAACAAAAUAAUAGUUUUACUAAUGUUUGAAGUUGAAUAAAUAUAAUGAGUUAUGUUAUUACUGUAUUGUUAUAAAGUAGCAUAUACUAGUAUGAUAAUCUUAUGUACUGUGUUACAAUUGUGUUAAGGGUUAAAUAUGAUUGAUAUGAUAUGAUGAUAUGACAAAUGUAAAUCAUAUUUAACCCUUUGAGUGCCGUGCUGAUUUCCUGAAGUUGUAUGCAUAAAGUGCUAGGCGGUAUUCUAAAAUAAUUUAAACCUGAGUGUUUAGAGAAAGUGGGAGUAAUUUUAUUUUGUUACAACCAUCACAGGAUCAUGUACGUUAAUAAUUAGUAAUAUUUGAUAAUGCAAGUCCUAAAAGAGGGAAUAAGAAACUGUCUAUCGAAAUAAAGAAUUUAAAGUUAAAUAGGCUAUAUGGCAAUUAAAAAAAAUUUGCAUUCUAGUCAUGAUACUUUUAGUAACAGCUGGUUUUUACUAAUCAAUAAGCUUGUUUUUAAUUUUUGCUUUAUAGUCUUACCAAAUUUGAUCUAAGCAGAACGAACAUAAAGAAUUCAUAAGAAAACUAACAUGAACACAAUGUAUGGUGUUAAAAUAGUAAUAUUCGCCACUUUUACUUAUUUUGUGUUUAGAGGUUUUUCAUCUUCAUCAUAAUAGCUUAAAACUCAUUUAAUUUUUGAAGAAUUGCUUAAGUUAUUGAUAUAUACGAUUGAUGUAACGGUUAUGUGAAUUACAUAGUUGUAUAUGUAUUGAAAUCUAGGUUUUUUCACAACCAACUUAGGCUCUCAUUGUGAUAAAAUACAAUAUUAAAAGACAUAUGUCAAAAUGUUAAUGGUUUUAAAAAGUAAAUAUUUAAGUUUUAAUAAUGUUUAAACAAUAAAAGCUUAUCAUUUCAAUGUAUACAACACCGGCACUAGAAUUUACUAUGUACAAAAACAAACUUGAUUAUAAAUAUUUGCAUAAAUUAUAUGAUAAUGAUUUAUCUGAUUAUCAGGGUUAUUGACUAUUCCAAACUUUGAAUUUACAGGCAACAUUUUACCUAUUUUCCACCAACGUCAAUGAAUUCUCCAUAAUUUAUUUAUUAUUAAUCUUUUUAUGUGAGUUAGUUUGUUAAUGUAGCCUACUACUAGCAGUAUGAAUAUACAAUUUGUACGAAAGUAAAGCACCAUAAACAUGUUUUUCAAUAUAGUGUUCAUGUAAUGUUCUACUAUAUUAAUAAUUUUAAAUAUUAUAGGUUAAGUUAAUAAUCUAGAUCAUUAUACCAUUUGCAAUAAAGAAUUUACAAAUCUAUUAGCUUUCAAAGCAGCUAAAGCUCUAAGCAUAUUUAGAGCUGUAAAUAUGAAUGGGACUUUCCAAAUGUAAUCUAUGACAAUUUUAAGAUUAGCUCAGUUUAAACUACACAAUAAUUUUGUUUUUGAGAGUAAUUAUAGUUUUUUCAAUACUAAUGAUUUAAUAACCAAAAUACAAUUCUUGAUGCCAAGGUACUUUUUUAAGUUAACAGAUGAGAGAUCGCACUCACUUUCAGAACACAAAGGAUCAUGUGAUGGCAUAUUACAAACAUUUUAUACACAUAUAUAUAUAUAUAUAUAUAUAUACAUUUAUUAAAAAAAAAAAACAAGUACUGUAAAGGUGGACGUAAAAUUUAUGUUCGCAUAUUAGGAAAUUAUUAUAUGUACAUUUUUAAGCUUUUAAAUAAAAUAUUUGUUAUAUUUAAAAAGAAAAUUUGUCCUAAAAAAACAUGUUACACAGAACUUGAAUUAUCAAGUAAGUGAUUGUAUUUGUAAUUUUAAAUUCUUGUCAGAGGGAUAUUACUGAACUGGGUGCAGAGAACUAAAGAGUAUAAUUAUUAAAAAAAGUGGGCUAAAAUCCAACGGAUAUCAGAGUUGUGUGAAGAAAUGAGAAGAGAUAAGACAAGCACCCAAGUUGCUAAUAGUGUAAUCACAAAAAGAUUACCAAAUUCUGUAAAAUGCGGCAAACAUCUGUGGUGCGACCUUUCACCACAGAAAUAUGAGAAAAUAUAUCUGCAACAUGGUUCUCUGUGUAAAUACUUUUGAAAGAAGCAGUAAUUUUUUUAAAGUGUUGAUUCAGAUAUUAUUUGCAAUCAAAAAUUAGUAAUUGAUAACAUAAUUGUUAACAUUUAAUAUAAUACAAAUGAUACAUAAUAGUAAAAAUAGGACGAAAAACAUAUCCAUGUCAUAGAUUAUCAUCAUAGAUGUCCCAUAAAAAUAUAAAUUUAUAUGAACUAGUUUAUUUGUUAGUCGUAUCAAUAUUAUUAUGUUUGUUGUAAAAAAAAUCAUUUAAAAGAAUGUUCACAUCAUCAAGAUCUGUUUAUAUAUAAUAAGUUUACAUUAAUGUUGAUCUGAGAUCAUUCCGUCCGUAUUGUUAUUAAUAGUGUUUUGUGCCUAGCAAGAAAUAGAUUGUUUUUCAUUUUACAUUCCAGUUCAAGACUGGUUUUAAAAACAUUCUGUACAUACAGAGCCAGUACUAAUGAUUUUUUGCCUUAUUUAUCAAAAAUACAUUUAUGAAUUUUUAUUGAGUUAUAGAGUUAACUCAAUAUUUUGUAUGUGCUACUUAAUAUAAAAUGAACAUAACUCAUGACAAUCAUAUUAUGGUGAAGGUUGGACUUGUCAUAAGGAUGUUUAGGUAAAUGGGCGUAGUUUGAAAUAUGUCAUAUUUUGCCUAUCAUCUAGAAAAGUAGUCAAAGUGAAGUCUAUGAUUUAGGACAGUGGGUUUUUAAACUUUCCCCUCCCCAAAUUUUACCAAUACAUAUUUUGUAGUUUUUGUUUCAUAUGGAAGGAAAUUAGAUUAAAUGCAUAAAAUGUGUUUUAAAGUGAGUAUUUCUUCACAUUUUCCAAGGAAAGAUCCCUAAACCCUUAAUUCUAUGGUGUGUAUUCCAUAAUCUGCAGAUUCUCCAGUUGUGAUGCCUCUCCAAACUUCACGUUAAAUCCACAUGCGAGUCUAUGAGCGUUAUAAUGAUCAUCAGCUUAUGUGUACCCAAGUACAGUGCACAUUUGAAUAGUGUUCUGUCUUUUUUAAAGUUCUUCAUAUUUGGUUGGACGAAACAUGCUGCAUGCAAGGUUAAAAACAUUUUCUGAGUGGGCAUGGCUGUCUAAAGUGUCGUUAAAAGUUCAUAAUAGUGAGUGGAACUCAAGUCCAGGAUCUACUGGUCUUUCUUGAUUGAAUAGUGUAAACUUACUAGUUUAGAUUCUUGUUGCAGAUAUUGACUGCUACUAUUUAUAUUUAUCAGUCCUGAUUUGUAACCAGAGUGGAAGUCUUUACUUUCUUCUACAAAUGCUGUCUGCACUUUUCAGGCACUCAUAUCAUUCACUUCACAAUUAGUUGUACUCAACUUAAAUCAGAAGUGUUAUAAUUUGUUCAAAUUAAUUAAUUAAGGUUGUAUGUAAUAAACAUGUUGGUUAUUAAUGUACAUUUUGUAGAAUUAUAGUCCGUAUGUAGGUGAAUGACUGAGCCAAAUUGUAACCCCAGUAUAACUCUAUUGUUAAAAUUUUGUGCAGUCAGAAGUGUAUUUGGAUCAAAUGUUAAUCAAUUAUUUUUCUGCCUUUAUUUAAUAAUGGUUUAACACUUGUGAAGGAUACUAUUCAACAAUAUGUUAUCACAGUUUUAUCUUUGGGCUUUGUAUAUCUCCACCACUAAGGAUGAUAUGUCCCAUUGGAAAGUAUAUGAAAUUUAAAAUAAAAACAUUUGCUUAGACCAACUUAGUAACAUUUUUAAAAGCAAUGAAUUACUGAAAUAUAGUACUCUAAACAAGUCAAAGAUCAUGUGUGCUAGCUCUGUGUAUUUUGUAUAUAUUAUUUCACCAAUGUCAAGUUUAAAUCUGAAUUUAUUGUUGUUGUAUAUACUUAAACGCACAGCAUUCCAUUUAUUUACUUUGCUUCAGCACUAAAAGUAUAAUAAGAUGUACAUUAUAGACUAAUAUAGUGUUAUUAUUAAUUCACCUAGAGUAUUUUAGGAUUAUAUUUUUAAACAAUAGUACAUGCCUUUUGCGUUGUGCAUCCUAUACUGUAUCCGUCCAUUUUUAUAUAAGAUACAUUAUUUGUAAGGAUUUUAUUUUUAUAUUUUUAUUGUAUUUAACCAUGAACAAAUGUUUAAUUAUUGGGAGAUCUUAAUAAAACUUGUGUUUUAGUGGAACACCUUAUAGUGAUUUAAAAAUAUGAGUAUUAAAAACAAGUAUUUUUUACAACUGCUUUAUUAUUGUUAUGAUUGUCAAAAUGAAAUCCCUAGCUAAAUUGGAUUCAUAAUAGUCUGUUUUACUUAAACUUGCGAACAUAUUUGUCAUCCAUAGCAGAGUCAAACCUAAUCCUGAUUUCCAGUUCUGGUAUUAUGGUAUUGUGCCAAGUUAGCAUUUAAAAAUUACUUAUCUGAUCAGGUAAGACCCUUAAUAAUUACCAUGAAAGAUUAAAUUGAAUUGUUUAAAUUUCUAUCAUUAUUAUGUCAUACAAUUGGGAAAAUAAUACAUUUGUAAUUGAAUUUCCUUGUAGAGGACUGUACUAUUUCUAAAUAAUUGAAGAUAAAUAAUCUAUUACAAUGUAAUUAAAUAGUAUCUAUUAUUUAUUAUUUAUUAAAUACUAUUCCCUUUAGUAUCUCAAGUUUCAGUAAUUUUCUUACAGAAAUGAAAAUUACACCCUGAAUGUAACAUUUUGAUCUGCUAAUCAUGACAGCUAUAUUUGGUUUUUUUAUGAAAAGGGACAGGAUUUCUGCUCUGAACACAACAUUGUAUUUGAAAAUGAAAUAAUGCAGUCAUCCAAAAUAUAUAAGAAUACUCUCCCCCAUUAAUGCGAGUGAAUUGUGAUCUAAAAAACAGUUUAAUAUAAAUGGUUCUAAUGUUUCAAUUGAAUGCAAUAAAUGUCUAUUAUUUGGCAGUCAUAUCGGCAAUGUUUAGUUGUCAUAUGUGUCAUAAGGGGGGAGGGGGUGGUAAGAGUAUCUAAAUAUCAUUUAGCAAAAUUCUGUAGUGCAGACCUACGUAUAGUUAAUAGUAUUACUAGACCAGACUCUCAGAUUGUGCUGUGAGUAGUUAGUUAUUCCAGUGAAACUUCUGUGUUUAAAUUUUCUUGACCGGUUAAUUGUUAUUAGAUAGCCAAAUGGAUAAUGUGUAUAUCACCGUAAGAGUGUAUACUAAUAAAAUAAGUAACCUACAAAAAUAUUUGUUGCACAAAUUAUAUAGUCUGUUUUACUUUUAAGUAUAUUAUAAUUUUGAGAUAGACCAACAGUCUUGUAAUGACAAUCUGUAAAAUAAUAGUACAUACCAUUGAAAAGACAUGCAUUUUCAUCUUUUUUUAUUCUGUUGUAGUAAUUAAACCUUACUUUUUAUUACAUUUUUAGAACAUUGUGAUGUAAGGAAAAAUAUAUUGUUAUUAACAUAAUGAAGUACAUUGUUUAAAAAAUCUCACCAUGAACAAUGCAGUUUUAUUUAGAAUUAUUAAAUUUAACGUGGUUUAUUGUAAAAUGUUCACCUUUUUAUAGAAAAAUGUAUUCCUUAAUAGUUUUCAUACACACACUAAGGAUUUUAUUGAUUGCCUCUCCAUAAAAAUUUGUAUUAAUUUUAAGUGACAAAUACAUUGAAGAAUACAGUAACUCCUAAUUUGUUUUGCUAAAAGAACAAAUUUUAAAUUUUUUUAUAAAGGUCUCAAAACAAACCUAUCAUAUUUGCAUCGAACCAUUUCACUAAGAAACACUGAACUUAUACAGUUACAAAAUGGACAUCAGCUCAAGACAAUGUUUUGCCUUUUACAGAUCAUUUUGGUACAACAAAAAGAUUUAAUGUACUGAAUUUCAUUUUAAAUUUGUUCAAGAAAAUAAAUUUCUAAGGUUAAGUAAAUGAUAUUAAGUUGUCAUUUCACUUAAAGGUCAUACAAUUUGUUGAUGUUCUACAGCUUGUUAGUGAUGCCAUUUCAUAUCCAGUGACUUACAAAGGCACAUCUCGAGAUUACAUUUUUAAACCUAAGUAGGGGAGUGAACAAUAAAGUGAAUAAAUCUUAUCAGUAGACUCCUAUUUUUUUGAAACAACAAUUAAUAAUGGGACAUUGUGGAGUAGUUUCAAUCCAUGUUUUGGUAUUAUCACAAUGACAACUCACAAUUAAAUUAAAGUGAAUUACUAUGCAACUUUACUGAUUAUAAUAAAUUAAUUACUUUCUCUAUUUUUAAUUUAUAUUCUACAGAUGAAAAAUGCACAAUCUACUGAAAAAACUGUCAGGCUUAGAAUUAAAUUAUGGAGACUAAUACAAAUACAAUACUUUCAACCUUUUAUGCAUUGUUAAAAUUAUGAAAUAGAUUAAUAAUAUACCUUCCUUGAAACUAGAUGAAGUCAGCUUUAAAGUGUGAUUUUAAUAAUUUCUAGGGCUUAAUAAAUGAAUUACUUUUUACAACACAAAUUUUAUUAAAUCAAUUGUACAUAUUCAUGUUUAAUUGUAAACGUGAUUUCUUAUUAUUGCAAAGUUAUUUAUGUUUUUAUUUUACUUUAACUGCCUCUUCUACUGACACUAAAACUUAAAAUGGACAAUAAAAGGAAUAUAAUUAGGCAUAAAUUACUUUUUAAAAUAAACAAAAUUGGUUUUAAAAUUAUGAUAAACGUUUAAAAACAUGCAAUUGGAUAUGAUCUAAAAACUUUGAUUGUAUUGGUCCAAGAAUCGAGUAUAUAGACCAAGCUAAUUUCGUUGAUUUGAAGCACAGUAAUGUAGGUGACCAACUGUGUGCAGUUGUCAGUAAUAAUACAUUAUGUUUUUGAUAAAUAAUUAAAAUACCUAUAAUGUUGUACCAUAAUGAGGUGUAUUGAAAAAUAAAGCCUGAGUUUUUACCAAAGCAAAGUGUACCAAACUGAAAUUUUCUUUACCACAUCUGUCCUAAUUCUUAGUAUGUAAUUUUAUGUAUGGUUGACAUACAGAAGUGGAGACCUAGGUAUGUGAUUAUCCGUAUUUUAUCAAGUUGAGAUUGAGUUUGUAUUGACAUGUAUCAGUUAUUGUGAAGUUAUGAAUAUGUGUUUCACUGAACAUAGUUUGUAAUUUCUUCCAUUAUGUUUGUCCAAGAGGAGCACUAAGAUUCUGUAGAUAAGUAACAAUUAAUUGUGUACAAAAUGAAAUCCUGAAAAGGUAGUUAAUGCUGCAUUGUUAAGAUAGUUUUGUUUUAUGAAUGCCAGCUGCAGCAUCUUUUGUACUGGUAAGCAUUGUUCAGUAAUAAAAAUAUAAAGCUUGUUA